CAGCUAACCCUACGAAAACAAACGGGUUGAGCGGCGCCUUGGGUUGGCGUGUCAGUUUUUCAUCCUGUCGUCCUGGGCUGAAAACACCUCGGCUUGGUUAUAUUAAAGUUCAUCUGAAUGUGUAGAGAGAGGGAUAGCUUCUGCUGCUAAAGCAACCUCCCCCCUUACUGGGAACCACAAUGUCCGAAGCGGCUAACGUUACCUCAACAGACAAUAACGGAGAGUCGGGGCUUAACGGGUCCUGGGUAGAGUUGGGGAUGAACAGAAAUCCUCAGGCCCAGUCCUCGUCCACGCCUGGGCCAAGUCUGCUGCCUCUCACUCAGGUGGAGGAAGAGGAGGCCAUAGUGGGGGGGUUGGAGCACGUCCCAUCGUCCUCCUCGAUCCACAACGGAGACAUGGAGAAGAUCCUACUGGACGCCCAACACGAGUCGAGCCGCAGCAACUCUUCUUGUGACAGCCCCCCAAGGCCCCACUCCCCCCAGGAGGAGGGACAGAUCAUAUUCGACGUGGACAUGACCAGCAGAAGAGACAGUCAGUCUGAAGAGGAUGUCUUGGACAAAGACAGGGACAGGGACAGGGACAUGGACAUCCUGAUGAAGGACGCAGACUGGGUUGCCGACUGGUCCAGUCGACCGGAAAACAUUCCCCCCAAGGAGUUUCAUUUCCGCCACCCUCGCCGCUCAGUGACACUCAGUAUGAGGAAGACCGGGGCCAUGAAGAAAGGAGGGAUCUUUUCUGCCGAAUUUCUCAAAGUCUUCAUCCCCUCACUGCUGCUAUCGCACAUCCUCGCUCUGGGUCUGGGGGUCUACAUUGGAAAGAGGUUGACCACGCCGCCGGCCAGCUCCUUCUGAACUUGAAGAAAAGUGCCUGAGAAGUUGCCACGAGCCGUUUAUGGAGGAAGUUUUGCUGUUGUGAGAAGAUUGCCCGUCUCCCAUCCCUCUUACUUUCCUGCCUGCCUCCCCUCCCCUCCCCUCCCCUUCUCUUCCACUCUGAGACAUGACUUUGCUUUUUGUUUUUUUUAACGCCGUCUUUGCCAUAUUUCCUCCCUGAAUUUUAGCUUCCCUCUAGCUGUUUGUAGUCUUCACUCAUUGGAGCGUUUAAAGACUGAUCUAAGGUCAUGUCCCCCCCUAUUAAUAGGUCUAUAAGUUUAUAAAGGGUGGGUUUACUAGGAGGGUUGCAGCAUUAACUAAACUCCUGUUUCUCCACAUGUGAAUAUUUCAAAACGGAGACUGACCAGAGAUUGUGCCACAUGCGUGAAUUUGCCCAGCGCUCAAUCACGACCAAAUUUAGACUGAAAAGCACACUGAAAGUGUGAUCAUGCCUUUUUUCUUUUAUAUAUAUAUAUUUUUUUCCUGAAAGUGGCCAUUUUGUUUCUUCUUUAGCUAAUAUUGCCUAUUUUAUUUAUUUUGGAACCAGUAGUUGUUUAUAAAAAGGUUUUGACAGCAGCCAAUUCAAACGUGACCUUUUCAUUCGGACCAGUUCUGAAAGAAGAAGCAGGAAGAUUUGGCGCCUGGGAAGCGAAGCGCGUGCUGCUCUGACACGAACUGGAAACCGGUCUGGGUCGCUUAUCUGUCCAACUCUUGACGUUCAGUCUUGCUCAACUUUUUUAAUUGACUUUCUCCUGAAAGAUUUUCAGUAAGAAAAAAUGUAACCAAGAAAUUAACUUUUCUAUUAGGAGUUUCCUCUAUGAUAUAUGUAUUGUUUUAGAGAUGCUUUUGUUUAAGGAAAGCUCCACUCCUGCACUCCAGUGUGUGUCAUAAACAGUGAAAUACUCCAUGAACCUGCAGAUGAAGAAUGUGACUGUGCAAACGUGAAAAAGCACAAAGUGAUGGUGCCGGCAUUAUGCUUCGACAGAAACGCAGCAGCAGGUAGGCAGGCUUCAAUAACCUGAAGCUCAGCCCCAAACUGUAGAGCUUCAAUAGU
Messenger RNA from Cyprinodon variegatus (sheepshead minnow), 1923 nucleotides. It is a transcript of the gene bnip3lb, whose product is annotated as BCL2/adenovirus E1B 19 kDa protein-interacting protein 3-like. Gene Ontology annotation, biological process: positive regulation of apoptotic process; defense response to virus; mitochondrial outer membrane permeabilization. The coding region runs from base 180 to 851 and encodes 223 amino acids. Lineage: Eukaryota; Metazoa; Chordata; Actinopteri; Cyprinodontiformes; Cyprinodontidae. The transcript is spliced from 6 exons. The record is from RefSeq and is a predicted model, not a curated record. Gene Ontology annotation, cellular component: nucleus; mitochondrial envelope; mitochondrial outer membrane.